AUGAAAAUUGCAGAGGAAAAUUCGAUGGCAGAUGGUGAAGCUUUUUCUUCCCCGAUGCGAAUAAAAAGAAAUUUACGUGUUCUGGGUUCGUUUUUUUUUUGUUGCACACACAAUAUCGCUUCGAUGCAGUUUCGUAGCUGCGUUCAUGCACCGAAUUGUAUAGAUGGGGGAUUUUGUUAUGAAGCAAACACCAACACGAUGCACACGAGAAAGCCACACCCUUUAGCAAUCGGCAUUGGUUUAGGAAUCUACAUAAAUGAUGGACAAGAGUAA
Clunio marinus is the source of this 273-nucleotide messenger RNA. The record is from the annotation of a GenBank genome assembly. Lineage: Eukaryota; Metazoa; Arthropoda; Insecta; Diptera; Chironomidae.